AAACAAUUUGAUAAAUAUUUUGAAUGGGAUCAAAUAAUCACUCAAAAUUAAUUUAUUUCAGAACGAUGAAACUGCUGAAUCCUCCGUUGCCGAUUCGUCCGUUGCUUGCUCAGAAUCUAUAAAACUCUUGACGGAUCUCAGCUUCAGAAAAUUUGAGAGCUCUUUCAAGGCAAUGGAUAACCAAAUGAAGUGGAAGUUAUGCUCAGGAAGAACUGUGGAAGACGUCCUUUAUGAUUACGGGAUGGAACUGGAACGAGAGCAUGCUGUGCAUUCAUUUAUCCUCGAUACAUCCGACUCAGAGAUGAAGAAACUUUUUACUGGACAAGAAUGGGAUGAAAUUACUCGCGAAACCGAACUAGAAACCACAACUUUGCCGGAAAGCAUACUUAAUUUGAUACAAGAAAUGAACAAGACAAAUAUCAAAGAAGUCAAAAGAGUUCUCUUGAAGUAUGCAGAGAUAAGAUACUCUGAUUAUCCUACCUCUGAUGAGUUUCACAUCGAUAAAAUAUGCUACGCAGUUGAAUCGUUGUAAGCCAAUACUAUCAAAAAUUAAGAAAAAGUCCUUUAAUUAAUUUAAUUGUAUCAAUACUUUAGAAUACAUUUAUAUGAGAGAAAUCCAAAUCCUCUCCUGAUAAAACAACAAGAGCAAUGGUACAACAGCAACGUAUGGGU
Messenger RNA from Rhizopus microsporus ATCC 52813, 672 nucleotides. RefSeq lists its product as uncharacterized. The transcript has 3 exons. NCBI's taxonomy places the organism in Eukaryota, Fungi, Mucoromycota, Mucoromycetes, Mucorales, Rhizopodaceae. The record is from RefSeq and is a predicted model, not a curated record. Bases 173 to 532 code for a protein of 119 amino acids.